This is a messenger RNA of Heterocephalus glaber (naked mole-rat), 3341 nucleotides long. It is a transcript of the gene Dhdds, whose product is annotated as dehydrodolichyl diphosphate synthase subunit. Gene Ontology annotation, biological process: polyprenol biosynthetic process. Gene Ontology annotation, molecular function: ditrans,polycis-polyprenyl diphosphate synthase [(2E,6E)-farnesyl diphosphate specific] activity. NCBI's taxonomy places the organism in Eukaryota, Metazoa, Chordata, Mammalia, Rodentia, Bathyergidae. The record is from RefSeq and is a predicted model, not a curated record. Gene Ontology annotation, cellular component: endoplasmic reticulum; dehydrodolichyl diphosphate synthase complex.
CGAUGACGAAAGGGAGCUUGUUCCAGCGCCCAAAUAUGACGUGUUUUUCCAGCGCCAAGUCGUGAGGAAGUGUCGGCGUUCGGGAGAAGUUGGAAUGUGUCCGGCAGAGCUAUACAGGUGCUAGACCCGAUUGACGAGAGAGGUGACCGAGCGAGGAAGUAGCUGCGGAAGAGAUAAACGUAAAACUAAGUACGAGACCAAUAAGGUUAUCGGGCUGGUGUCUUGUUCUGGGGUGAUCGUCUGACGGGGUAAGAAUUAUGUCAUGGAUCAAGGAAGGAGAACUAUCGCUUUGGGAGCGAUUCUGUGCCAACAUCCUAAAGGCAGGCCCAAUGCCCAAACACAUUGCAUUCAUAAUGGAUGGGAACCGUCGCUAUGCCAAAAAGUGCCAGGUGGAACGGCAAGAGGGCCACUCACAGGGCUUCAACAAGUUGGCUGAGACUCUACGCUGGUGUUUGAACCUGGGCAUCCUAGAGGUGACAGUCUACGCGUUCAGCAUUGAGAACUUCAAACGUUCCAAGAAUGAGGUUGAUGGGAUACUGGAUCUGGCUCGAGAGAAGUUUAGCUACUUGAUGAAAGAACAGGAGAAGCUGCAGAAGUAUGGGGUGUGUGUCCGGGUCCUGGGAGAUCUGCAUUUAUUGCCCUUGGACCUCCAGGAAUUGAUUGCACAAGCUGUACAGGCCACUAAGAACUACAACAAGUGUUUCCUGAAUGUCUGCUUUGCAUACACAUCCCGUCAUGAGAUCACCAGUGCUGUGAAAGAGAUGGCUUGGGGAGUGGAGCAAGGGCUGCUGGAUCCAAGUGAUGUCUCUGAGUGUCUGCUUGAUAAAUGCCUCUACACCCAUCACUCUCCUCAUCCUGACAUCUUGAUACGGACUUCUGGAGAAGUGCGGCUGAGUGACUUCUUACUCUGGCAGACCUCCCAUUCCUGCCUAGUGUUCCAACCUGUUCUAUGGCCAGAAUACACAUUUUGGAACCUUUGUGAGGCUAUCCUGCAGUACCAGAUGAACCACAACGUGCUUCAGCAGAAGGCCAGAGACAUGUAUGCAGAAGAACGGAAGAGCCACCAGCUGGAGAGGGACCAGGCUGCAGUGACAGAGCAGCUGCUUCAAGAGGGGCUCCAGGCCAGUGGGGACGCCCAGCUCCGACGGACACGCUUGCACAAACUCUUAGCCAGACGAGAAGAGCGAGUCCAAGGCUUCCUGCAGGCCUUGGAACUCAAGCGGGCUGACUGGCUGGCACAUCUGGGCACUGCAUCAGCCUGAGUGAGGCUGGCCACCUGCCACUUUGCCCUGCCCUCUGCCUCCAGGGCCCCAUUCCCUUCUUUUCUUGGUGAAAGACACGCCCCCUCCUAAUGAUGAAUUAUGCUCCCCUUGCUUGCCAGGGGAGUCCCCAGGGUCAGAUCUGCUGGCUGUAGAUACCUUUGGGCUGCCUGUGGCCCAUGGGCAGGAUUGAGGGUGAGAAUUUCCCACAAGCACACUAAAUCCAACUCUGGUCACCAGUUGGAGGGGGAGCAGCUCAUUGGCUGCCUGCCCCAUCUGCCUUUGCCACCACUGCUUGUGCCCCUAGAUGCACUUUCUUUUUCCACUAGCAUAUCCUUCAGCAUGCAGUAUUGCAGGGAAGAAGUCUUCUCAAAGCCUGCACCUUAACCCAUCUGUCCUAGUCUUCCACCUGACUUUCACAAAAGAUUUGGCUCUACCUUGAAUCUGCUGAUAAAUAGCUAAUAGGCAGCCAGCAUAAUUUGGGCAAGGAAGAAAGGGGCGGGAGAGGCAGAAAGAAAAUUUGCCCAUCUGCUGCUCCUCCCCUUGGCUCUCCACCUGGGAUUUGCUAUUGAAUCUCUACCCCUCCCACCACGCAGUACUGAUUGCUCACUGAAAGGCUCAGCGCCCCCAAUGGCGCUCAGAAGCCAGGCGGGUGAUUACAAUCCAAUUACCUAUUGUCGACUCAGCCCACACAAGCUUUUCUCUGCCUCUUGCGGGGCAUGGGGCCAGCCUCCACUCCUCAGUGAGACCGGCCCACUCCAUGGCUACAGGGUAACAGAAGGUCCUGUAGGCCCUGGUGGUCUAGUGGAACAUUGGCCUCUUUCCCUGUAACCAUCAGGAUUGAGUAGAACCAAGCCCUUCUCCCAAGUGACUCUGCCUCCUGCCCUCACCAUCUAGAACUCUUCCUGUCUUCAAGGCUUCCCUCAGCUCUCUGACCUGGCUCCCUAAGCAGGCCCUGAGACAAUGUAGUCUCAGCACGGCAGAACUUGUUCGAGGCCCUCUGCCUGUGAGGGCCAAGGCUUCCCCAGCAGGAAGGUGAGGGUAGAGUCAAGGCUGUGUCCUUUCUCUUACUUCCCCUGCCAGGCAUCCGUGCAGAGCUGCUGAGAGGAUUAGUGCCUUUGAAGCGCUGUCUGAGCAACUCCGCUUCAGGUAUCCCACAGCAGCAAAUAUCAGCUGGUAAUACCAACCAAAUGCUACUCUUCAGUCAUCUUACUCUGCAAGCUGUGUGCCCAGCAACUCCCUCUGGGAGAGGUGGGACCUUGGCAAGCAGUGUUGAGUAUAUUCUUUAGACCUGUGACUUUUCUGUGCUCUGGUAUCGUGCUCCCUUUCUGUGCCUGGAUAUCUGGCACUGGAGACCCUUUGGCCAUCAUUCCUUCUCCUAGAAUCAAGCACAAAUGCCAGCUAUGAUUGCAAAGCCAAUCAGUGCACCCUUUGGCAAGGCCCCCUACACACCUGGCACUCCCCACUACCAGUCCCUGGCACAGGGUUCCUGGAGAGCAGGUGCUGUACGUUUUCCAGCUUUACAAUGGGGCUGUUGACAGCCGUAAUUAGGAAGGCAUGAAUUAUUCGGCUAUAAUGCAGAGCCCUACAAUUAAGGCGGGAAUGAGGGGCUGCAGGCAGCAAACGGAAUCUGCCUUGUGAGCACGGCUGUUGGGUUGUCUACUUUCUCUGACUCCCUCAUGCUGGGGGUACAGCAGACGUGAUUAAUGGGACUGGCAUCUCUUUUUGGCCGGAGGUCCUGUGUUCUGGGAAAGGUGCUCUGGGUGGAGUAGGGAGGAGCUGCCCCAGGAGGCACGAGCGUGCAAAGAAGCAGAAUGUCCAGUGCUGCCCAGGAGCAAGAACUGCAGAAUACUUGGUCUGAACUUGUGGUGGUAGUCUCCUUUCUGUUUUGAGUCGUACAAGCCAGCUUCUACCUUUGCUCCAUGAAUUCAGCGGGGGCCUAUUUAUAUGUCCUCCCACCUCUCAUGAUAUUUAUCUCCUGUUCCUGUGCUGCCCUCGGUCUCAAGUAGAAUUUUUUUAAUUUUUAGAUUUAAGAUUUGUUUGCUAAUUGCAAAGGAAGAACACUUUAUCUUGCUGUUCCAA